Molecule: messenger RNA, 2982 nt
Organism: Canariomyces notabilis
Lineage: Eukaryota; Fungi; Ascomycota; Sordariomycetes; Sordariales; Chaetomiaceae
Exons: 2
Coding region: 1-2982 (993 amino acids)
Molecular function (GO): protein binding
Source: RefSeq, a predicted model, not a curated record
AUGGCCGCGACAGCCUCAACCGCGGCGAUACCGUCGACGGACGAUAUAUGGAAGGCCGCGCAAAAGCUGCGUGCCACUAUUCAUAAGGAGCUUGAGCACAUUCAAAGCGAUGGCCCAGGUACGAACGAGGUGGCCCGCUUCGAGAAGGUUGAGAAAUUGAUGGAGAACUACCGCCUCGCUUGUAUCGAAACCAUCUGGCCCGACAUGCGUGCGGCGAAGGAAAAGUCGGUCGAGGAUGCACUCUGGCAGACCCACGCCCACGUCACCAAGGCGUAUCGGAAAGUGCUUGCAAAACUGCAGGGCCACGACCAUGCCGUGCUCAGACGGAAGCUCGAGAGGCACUAUGCGUCUUAUCUGAAGACGGCGCAGUAUUUCUACAGGGGUUAUUUGCAGCGAGUUUGUGCCCGCUACAGUAUGAAGGAUCUCACGCGAAUCGUGCGCAAGGCUGAGCUCCAGGAGAUGCCUGUGCCUGAUAGCGACAAGGUCGAUGCCGCAGCAGCAAAGCUCGACGAGAUUGUCAAGGACUCGUGCCACAAGACCCUCAUUUACCUCGGGGACCUAGCAAGAUAUCGCACCCUUCUGCGCCCAAAGGACCGCAAGUGGGAGGGCGCGUUGGCCUACUAUUUACUAGCUAACGACCUGAGGCCUGAAUCUGGAUACGGCCAUCAUCAGUGCGCAGUGAUCUAUCUCGAGACGGAGGACCAUCUCCAGAUUGUCUACCAUUUCUACCGCGCCAUGGCCUGCGAUGUGCCUCACCCAAACGCUGCAGCGAACCUGGAGCGCGAGUUCCGCGAACUUCAGAAGCGGAAAGGCGGUGAGAUCAAGCAUGCUCUUGUCACCUGGUUUGUCAAGCUUCAUGCCUUCUAUUCACAGGGCAAGGAGUUCACCGAACGUAAGGAGCUGGAGACCGAGGUCUACCAUCGUCUCACCACGGCCAUGAAGACAGGAACAGGUGUUGAGGAGACGGACUUGCUAAAGAUAGUCCUCAUCAACAUCACUGCCUAUGUCGUCAGCCAAGAGAAGGUUCGCGCAAAAUGGACAGAGGAGGGUUCCCGUUCGUGCCAGUUCAUCUUGCUUCUGAACAUUCGAACGAUCCAGAUGAUAUCGCAGCUGCUAGUAGAUGAGAUUGCGGGUCUGAUCCAGCUCAGAGCCCCGGACUCUGAUAUAGGAGAGGCAGCCCGGAAAGAUGUUGCAGGCAGUUUCACGCCCGCUUUCACCCGCCUGAUGCCGCUUCUACGCGUUUAUAUGGCUUGGCUCUGCACUUACGGGUCAGAGUUAGUGGACUUUCGGGGCCAUCUGGAACCGCACUUCGGCUCUAUGUGUGUUACACUGAGCAACACCUUGAACCUCUUGCUGGAAUUCUUGGGGAGCGGCACAUUCGGAACCACAGUGCCCUGGCGGUUUCCGGAAGAUGAGAUGACUCUGAGUUUGAAAUGCUUGAAUGGCCCUCAUCUCCAUGAUGGCUGUCAGCUAUACUACGACGCUUUCACACACCAACCCAAGCCCCGACCCGAGGACGUCCCUGAUGCUGUGGCUAGCGCUACAGCUGAUGAUAUCACGUUCACCCGCGCAUUGGAUGUUGUUCUAUGCGCCUUUGACUUGUCAAGCGCAGAGUCGAAGUUCCCAUUCACGACUUCCAAGACUACCAAAGGUUCACGGGAACAGACGACGAUCGUAUAUCUGGAAAAUGGAAAACCGCAGCCCGCUCUUGUCGUGCCAUCGCCGUUGCCUACCAGCUUCAAAGGGCAAUCCAGCAACAUACCCACAGCUCCCAGUCUAUACGAGUCUAACGCACUCUCUGAGAACAUGGAGUUUUAUGGGCCGGGUAUAGGAAGGAAGGGAAGUGAUACACGAAAGUCACGUAUAGCAGCCGCUGCUCCAGUGCAACCAGCUCCUGCCGCAGAGUUUCCAAUUGAUAAGCAGCUUUUUCAGAUCCUCAACGAUUUUCUAUCUCCUCCAGAAUCUGCCCCAACCGCUGAAACCGAAAGGCCGACUAGGCGCGUUGCUGAUCUGAACCUCACGAGGGGUGGAGAAGGCUCCGGGGUUGCAGCCUCAGCCAACUCGGCGCCUGGGUCAGCGGGUACAAAGACAUUCCCGACUCUCCCUUGGAACUACUUUUACACCCCGGCACCUGUCGACCCGCUGCUCCGGAAGUCAAGCGUGAGCCGCACAAAUUCUGGCUGGACUGAGGACGGCUCUGCGUCUCCACGACCGGCAAGCUCAAGCGGCGCAGCUCAACCUCAAGGCGGAAGAAUCUCUGGUAGCCCUCUUGCGCUCCAGGCGCAAGGCCGGUACACUACCCUAGCUUCAACGGAGCAUAAAGAGGGCGAGACAGCACCGCUUCCGUCCUUGGCCCGCGGGACACAAAAGGACUACAUGGACCUGCAGCGAGACCGUGCCGCUGGGCUUUGGCAGUGGGAUAACGGAGAUUUGACGAGCAAAGCAACGGCACCAAAUCAGUUGCAAUACAAUCCCUGGCCUCUGUCAACUUCCGAUCAGUGGCACACUAGUCAGAGUUCGGAUUCCGGCCUUGGUCGUGUCCCCGCCUCGCCCUUUUCAACCCUGCACUUCUCUGAGAAUUCGUCAAGCCUGCCGCCAGUGAACAGCCCUCUGGGUAUACCAUCACGCGCGGCGCAAAGUUUUGUUCCCCACGUGCCGGUAUCUCCAGCAGCACCUUUUCAAUCUCCACGGUCUUCCGAACGUCUCUUGACCAACACCCGCCCUGGCGACACUGUGCCCCCGGGCUCUGCACGCCAGUAUCAGCAUGCUACUGCUGAGAGUGUCCUGGCCGAGUUGUACGCCCAACAGCAAGCUCUCUUAAACCCCGCUUCCAUGCCGACAUUUGGCCGAGACGGCCGGUCGCUUGCGGGUGGAAGCAGAGCAGGGGAAGACCGGAUCAAGCCGAUCCAGAGGCCGAUCGCAGGCCUCGACGACAAGGUGGAUGGGAAAAAGCCGGCAAUGCCGACUCUACCCAGGCGUUAA